AUGGCCAACACACGGUCUUCUUCGUCGACUGCAACGACGACAGCGACGACAAGAGCUGCAUCCUCCCGCCUCAAAUCGCUCACAUUCACGGGCUGCUGGACUUGCCGCACGAGAAAGGUCAAGUGCGACGAGCGCGAGACCAAUGGAUGCGGCGUGUGCGAGGGUGCCGGGCUGGCGUGUGCGGGCUACGAGGUGCGGCUGUGCUGGGUGACGACUGGUCGAGAUGCGUCCCAACGGGAAAAGUCGUAUCAAAGGCCCUCGCAGAGGCUGCGCCAGCAGAAAUCACAAAAUCAUGCCCCUUCACUACCAGGACCCCGCCGCCGGGGUCUUUUGCAUCGCCAUACGGGCCCUGUUCUGUCCGACGACGACAUAAUGAAGGCAUUGACUACGUUGGAUACCAUGGACGGCGCAACGAGAACUGAGACGAUUGGGCCGUUUGCCAUCUUUCAAGCAGACGGAUUCAAAGGUUCACUGGAAGGGAAGGAGGAGGAGAGACUCCAAGACACCGAUAAUCUACCCAAGACGGCAUCGGCUACGGAAGAUAUCACCACGAUGCUCGAUGCAGCAUUACCAGCGAUUGACUUGGACGCCGACCCUGGCAAGACACACAUCGACCCAUCAGAGUGCGUUAAUCCUUCGUCUCCUAUCGACAAUGUCGUCGACACUUCGCCCCAUCUUGGUCUCUCCAUGCCGCUCCUCCGUGAUUCGCAGACCGCGCACCUCCUCUACCACUUCACCAACCACGUGGCGGAACUGCUGCAGCCCGUCCACCACCCUGGGAACCCGUGGCGGACUACGUACUUUUCCUUUGCCCUCGAGGGAUGUCCCGAACUGUGGCUAGCUCAGACGACGGCCUCUCCAACGUCAUUUGCUUCUCAGUCUUUGUUUCACAGCCUGCUGUCGGCUGCCGCGUUCCACUUGCGGAAUGCCACAGACGGCUCGGUUGGCUACCACCGGCUGGCGCUGCAACAUCGCAUCAAGGCACUACAGGCGCUGAACGCAGCCACGCUGCAUCCGACGAACCAGCAGCUGUACCUGAUCCACCUGACGGCCAUGCUGUCGUUGGUGACGGUAGAUACCAUGGCCGGCGAGGACUCUGAUUUCCCUGUCCACCUCAAAGCAUGCUACCAACUCAAAAAGCCGGCCGGUUUUCUCGACCAAGAACUCGUCGAUGGCGGCGGCAGUGCCAACAGCCAGAUCUACAGCAUCUGCCGGUUCUUGACGCUCUUGGCCCGCACGACGUCGCCAGUGAUUGUUGCCCGGCCGUGGGCGACGGACGAGGAGAAAGAGGGAGGCAAGAACAGCUCUGGCGAGCCAGCCACGGCCACGUUCAAUGUCCCCAACUUCCGUGACAGCGAACGCGCCGUCGAGUACAUGUACGGCAUCACCCCGGCGCUGGGCAACAUGCUCGCCAAGACAUGCCAAAUGGCCGAGCAUCUGGCCUACUACCAGCAAAUGGCCCAGGCGUGUCCCGGUGUCAGGAUCCUCCGCACCCUGCAGCAAGCCUGCGCUGCGCUCGGUGACGAACUCGCCGCGUGGACCGUCGAUGACGAACCGUUUCGCCUCAUUGAGGACGACGAAAACGAGGCCGGCCAGCACACCAUGCGCGAGAUUGCCCGCUGCCAGGCACGCGCCUUCCACGGCGCCGUCCUGCUGUACUACUACCGCACCCUCCAGACCUACGGCUUGCACGACCGCCGCGCCGCGCCCGUGUCCGUCGACGUCCACAGCCAGGUGCAGAUCAUCUGGGCCCAGCUCACGACGGCCGAAGACCUGAAGGACGCCUACUAUGCGCGCUUCCACGGCGGCCUCAAGCGGACGGCGCCCAUGUCGUGGCCCGCCUUUAUUGCCGCCUGCGAGGCUGCCCCCGCCGACCGGCCCCUGUGGGUCGUCUGGUGGGAGCGUGUCAAUGGCUACCGGAUUGGCAACUUUGCGCGGCAGUGGCAGAUCAUCCAGGACGUGUGGCAGCUGCAGGAACUGGCGGGGCUGCAGGGCCACGGUCGCAUUGGUUGGCGGGAGGCCCUGGCUCGGACGGGGAAGCUUGUGUUGCCCAUAUGA
Molecule: messenger RNA, 2058 nt
Organism: Sporothrix schenckii 1099-18
Lineage: Eukaryota; Fungi; Ascomycota; Sordariomycetes; Ophiostomatales; Ophiostomataceae
Product: Zn(2)-C6 fungal-type DNA-binding protein domain containing protein
Exons: 2
Coding region: 1-2058 (685 amino acids)
Biological process (GO): positive regulation of transcription by RNA polymerase II
Cellular component (GO): nucleus
Molecular function (GO): transcription cis-regulatory region binding; DNA-binding transcription factor activity, RNA polymerase II-specific; zinc ion binding
Source: RefSeq, a predicted model, not a curated record